Molecule: messenger RNA, 2597 nt
Organism: Lutzomyia longipalpis
Lineage: Eukaryota; Metazoa; Arthropoda; Insecta; Diptera; Psychodidae
Product: peptide transporter family 1-like
Exons: 5
Coding region: 342-2438 (698 amino acids)
Biological process (GO): oligopeptide transport; transmembrane transport
Cellular component (GO): membrane
Molecular function (GO): dipeptide transmembrane transporter activity
Source: RefSeq, a predicted model, not a curated record
AAUCAGUCGGUGUAUGUAUGCCAGUGGCAUCGGAUCGGAAAUCUUCAAUUAUUGUUUGCUGAAACGUGUCGGAAAGACUGUGAGAGAAAUCCACAUCUCUUGCCGUUAAUUGUUCACUUAAAAAAAACUUCUACAUUAAAUGAUUUAUUAGUGUUACAGGUUGGAAAAAAACUGUGCAAAAAAUAAUGGAACAAAGUGAAAAUUAAGCAUUUUUCCUGCUGCUGUGAGCGACAAAAAAAAGUGAAAAUAAUAAAAGUUCAUAUACGUGUGUGUUUUUUCUCAUUAAUUACAAUUUUCUCGCAAAAAAAUAGCAUACCUACGGCACGGUGGAAAGUGAAAAAAUGGCGCGAAACAAUGGAAUGAAUUUUCCUCGGAGCGUGAUAUUCAUUUUGCUGAAUGAAUUUGCCGAAAGAUUUGCCUUCUAUGGCAUGAAAACAAUCCUUGUCCUGUACCUGAGGUCAAAAUUAAACUUCAACGAUGAUACCUCGACGGAAAUCUUUCAUAUUUUCGUAAGUCUGGUAUAUUUCUUCCCACUCAUUGGUGCCAUUGUAGCCGAUAGUUGGCUCGGAAAGUACAAAACGAUCUUCUUCUUAUCGAUAGUCUAUGCUAUCGGUAGUGUGGUUAUUUCUCUGGGAGCCAUACCUCCUCUCAAUUUGCCAGUACAUGCUAUGACUAUCCUAGGUAUGUUGCUCAUUGCAACGGGGACAGGAGGAAUAAAGCCCUGCGUCGCUUCCUUCGGAGGAGAUCAAUUUAAAUUGCCAGAACAGGCAGCAUCACUGGCAAAAUUCUUUUCUCUCUUCUACUUCACUAUAAAUGCUGGAUCAUUUAUCUCAACACUCCUAACACCCGCGCUUAGGGAGGAUGUUCACUGCUUCGGUCAGAUGGAUUGCUAUUCAUUGGCAUUUGGCGUUCCAGCUGUCCUAAUGAUUGUUUCAAUUGUAAUCUUCGUCUUGGGAAGAUCCCUCUAUACCGUCACAAAGCCCACGGGCAAUAUGAUCGUACUCGUGUCAAAGUGCAUUGGCAAUGCAAUUGCAUCGUGGUCAAAGGAGAAGAAAGUCAACCCUAGAUCACAUUGGUUGGAGUAUGCAGAACCAAAAUAUGGCAAAACUCUGGUGAAAGAUGUGAAGAUCUUGCUGAAAAUUCUCGUUCUCUACCUACCACUCCCCUUCUUCUGGGCCCUAUUCGAUCAACAGAGCUCCCGAUGGACAUUCCAGGCAACACGAAUGGACGGGAGAGUUGGUCCGAUAACUAUAAAACCCGAUCAAAUGCAGGUAAUCAACCCAUUGUUAAUUCUUGCAUUCAUCCCACUCUUCGACGUCUUUGUGUAUCCCUUAUUGGGAAAAGUGGGCAUACGGAGGCCCCUGCAGAAGCUCACACUAGGCGGAAUAUUGGCUGCUAUUGCAUUUACAAUUUCGGGAUUAAUUGAACUAAAACUUGAGUCUCUGCAUGAACCAACGCCAUCAAUUGGAUAUACUCAAAUACGCAUUUACAAUCCAUUGCCAUGCCAAUAUAAUUUUAAACUUGCUGACCAUAUCACUGAGACGCUACAACCUCAGGGGGUAUUCCUAAGUGGUCAUAUCAGCUUAGACAGCAAUGCAACAUGGCAAGGAUCGGCAGAACUGAGUAGUGGCAGCGCCACAACGAACUGUCCGGCUUCUCUAGCAUUUAACGUGAAUCCCGUGGAGGAGCAGGUUCUUGGAUUAAGUCUCUUUGCACACCAAAAUGGUGAAUUGCAAUACGCACAGUAUGAAGAUUCUCCGACAAAAUCAAAGUUUGGCAUUCCUGUUGUACGAUUCCUCAUGAACUUCAAUGAUACUCUGAUACUUGUUAACAAAGAGUCAUCUACGGAUAUUCAUAUAAAGAAUUUCGACCGAAUCGACGUACCUGAAGGUCGGUGGACUAUCAAAAACAACGAUACUGAUGCUGCAAUUGGGGAGAUUUCUGUUGGAACAGGAGGAGUCUAUACGUACCUCCUAACCAGAGGAGAAAAUGAUGUAAUCAAUCUAAAGGAGGAAAUUUUAUCUCCCGAAAAUUCCGUCCAUAUGCUAUGGCAAAUUCCACAGUACGUCGUCAUGACUGCCGGAGAAGUUAUGUUUUCUGUGACGGGCCUAGAAUUUUCCUAUUCACAAGCACCUGUUAGCAUGAAAUCCGUCCUUCAGGCAUGUUGGCUCCUCACGGUGGCCAUUGGGAAUGUAAUUGUCGUUGCACUGACACACUUGAAAUUUUUCGAAUCACAAGCUGCGGAAUUUUUCGAAUUUGCCGUACUAAUGUUGAUUGAUAUGGGAAUUUUUAUUCUCAUCGCCAUGCGAUAUAAGUAUGUACAACAUGAUGAUGCCAAUGAGGGAAAUGAGGGUGAUAAACCCAUUGAGAGUAGCAUCCAAAUGGAGCAGAAACCCGAUAAGGAGGGUAUUGCAAAUAAGGCCUACAAUGAAGAUUAGCAUUUCCUUUUAAAAGUAAAUCCUUCAACAAUUGCGUCCUAAAAAUUGUAUACUGUUUUCCAUUUUUUUUAAAAUUACCUAAUGUAAAAUUUAAUGUAAUGUAAAGUAUUUACAGUACAUUUGUACAGGAAAAAUAAAUCAAAAUAAUAAAUAAAAAAA